ACGUAGUCGUAUCAAUAAAGGACUAAGGUCUCUCACCACCACCUUCAUGUUCUCCACUCAGCUUGAGAUGCGGUUGCCUUCAAUUUUAAAAACCCACAGCUGAAGAAAAACGCCAUUCUCUCUCUCUCUAUCACUCGAGCUUCCGUUUCCCGGCGGAUCACAAUCGGAAUCUUAACCGUCGUUGUUGCGAAGCGAUCUUACGAUGUUUGACGGUAUCUUAGGCCGCGGAUUCGCUCCCAAGGGGAAGCCACUGAUAAAACUGACGAAGAAUCGGAUCGAUGUUCUUCGGAGGAAGAGGACCGCCACGAUCAAGUUUCUCAAGGGAGAUUUUGCCGAUCUUAUCUCUAAUGGCCGUGACGUCAAUGCUUAUACCAGGGCGGGAGGGCUUCUUGAUGAACUAAGGCAUCUCUGGAAUCUUGAUUUCGUCGAGAGCACUUGUGAUUUCGUGUAUAAGCAACUCUCUACGAUGCAGAAGAUGGAGGAAUGUCCAGAAGAUUGUCGUGAAGCUGUGUCGUCGUUAAUGUUUGCAGCCGCUGGAUUUUCUGAAUUGCCUGAGCUGCGUGAGCUGAGGCAGAUGUUUCACGAGAAGUACGCAGAUUCACUUAGUGUGUUUGUCAAUCAAGAGCUUGUUGAGAAUAUGACAUCAAAGCCAUUUUCUUUGGAGAAGAAAGUGAAGUUGAUGGAAGAUGUUGCAUCGGAGUAUGCUAUUCGUUGGGAUUCUAAAGCUUUUGAGAAGAGGAUCUUGAGGCAAAAUGGUAGUUCAGUAAAGGAUACCACUCACGAGAAGCACAAGUCUUUAGACGGAAGCGUGGCCUUGCCAUCAGAAAGGAAAAAGGAUGUUGCAUCAGAGAGAAGGGAUCCUUUCUUUCGACCGGAUAAUUAUCAGAAUGGUCUCAGAGAACAUCAGCGUGGGCUAGCAUCUAAAGAUAAGUCAGAUGAUGUUCGUCACGCCUCCAGAUCGGAUAUCAAGGAUGACAGGGCAGAGAGAAAAGAGUUCCAUUUGCAACCUAAGCACAAAUCUUCCAGAGGAAGACCUCAACCUAUUUUUAACGAAGGUGACACUAUAGUGAUGAAGAUCAAACGUGAGAAUCUCGUUCAAGGGGUUGGACAUCAAAAUGGUGAAGCUGCUGCAGCGCCUAAGAAAACAGAGGUGACAGAGAAACACAAGCGUAGCAGCACCAAAACAGAAGAUAAGUUAGUUCUUGGCUUUAAGCAAGAAAGUUUCUUCAAAGGCUACAAACAUGAGGAUGGUGAAGAGCAUGCGCCUCAGAAAGUAGAAGAUAACCUCUCAAUGCCUCCAAAGCCAAGGUCGAAAAGAACACCAUCUAUAGAUUCAGUCCGUAGACAUCGCAGCGAUCACGAGAGGAGAGAAAACACAGUUCCUGUGCGAGAGGGCACAGAAAAAAAUUCACCUGCUGGUAACAUCAAGGGUGGUGGAGAUGGAUAUGAUCCAGCAAGGAAGUUUGAGGAGCGAGAAACAGAGAGAAUGAUGAAGUCCCUUCCCCCACCUCCGUAUGUUAAACCGAAUGGUAAAGCAAAGAUUGAAAAACCUGAAGCUUCAGCUUAUCCAAAGGCUCGGUUUGAUGGUGAAGAAGGAAAGUGUCCAGACACUGAUAAAAAGGUUUCUGAAGCAGGUCAGCAUCAAGUGAAUGACAGAGAUGAUCAAUCUCUGAAGCGGCGAUCUAGUAGAAGAAAACACAUUGUACAAACGGGUGAUGGAGAUGAUACAAGAAGCAGCAGAAGAAGGGAACACUCAAGGAAAGGCCUUCAAGUCUUAGUAGAUGAAGAUGAGAAGGACAGUGAGGAAAAGAUGAUGGAUAAACUUCUGAUGCAUUACAGUAAAAAGCCUUCAAGUUAUGAAGAAUCUAAAAGCAGACGUUCACAUCAUAGAAAAGCAGAAGGUGAAGAGAUUCAUCAUCCCGCUCGGUCACUCAGUCUCCCCAGUGAACAAUUUGCCGGACCAUCUGAACCCGCAAAGACGUUUGCUCGUGCCGCCUCGUUUCAGCCAGAACGUAGUGAAGCUAAGCACGUUCACCCCAAGUUACCUGACUAUGAGGAUUUGGCUGCCAGAUUUGCAGAGCUAAAAGGAAGGUAAAUGUUUUGAGCAGUUUAUGAGCUUAGAGAAACAUAGUGUCUGUUUGGAGAUCACAUAUUCUAUUACCCAUUAGUAAUGGGCCAUUACUCACUUCUUACUAUUACUUUCCCAUUGUUGGUCUGACACAUUGUUAUUGACCCCAAAGAGUUAUUGAUCAUUUGUUUGCUA
This is a messenger RNA of Brassica napus (rape), 2263 nucleotides long. RefSeq lists its product as uncharacterized. Gene Ontology annotation, biological process: protein transport. The coding region runs from base 203 to 2095 and encodes 630 amino acids. The transcript has 6 exons. Lineage: Eukaryota; Viridiplantae; Streptophyta; Magnoliopsida; Brassicales; Brassicaceae. The record is from RefSeq and is a predicted model, not a curated record.